Suhomyces tanzawaensis NRRL Y-17324 is the source of this 960-nucleotide messenger RNA. RefSeq names its product hexaprenyldihydroxybenzoate methyltransferase (gene COQ3). The transcript has a single exon. Lineage: Eukaryota; Fungi; Ascomycota; Pichiomycetes; Serinales; Debaryomycetaceae. Gene Ontology annotation, molecular function: 2-methoxy-6-polyprenyl-1,4-benzoquinol methyltransferase activity. The record is from RefSeq and is a predicted model, not a curated record. The coding region runs from base 1 to 960 and encodes 319 amino acids. Gene Ontology annotation, biological process: ubiquinone biosynthetic process.
AUGAGACCGUUUAUACAGAGAACUCCGGGUGCCGGGCUUCCCCAGCUCGUGAGACUCCUUUCCAGCACAAGAGCCUCCGCCAACGCUCCAAAAUACACCUCUGCAUCUGCUGAAGAGCUCGCACACUUCAAUGCGUUAGCGUCUUCGUGGUGGAAUGUAGACGGACCCCAGAGAAUCUUGCACAAGAUGAACCUCCUUAGAAUGGACUUCAUCUACUCCACAGUCAGAAAACACCUCCAAUUGAACAAGCCAGAAACCCCAUUGGAGGAAGAGAUCUAUGUCCCUCCAUACAGCCUCGACUUACUCCCAAAACCAAUCAGACUACGCAUUGUUGAGGACCAGGAAAUGAGAAGAGACGCUCUUCUCAACAAGUCCAAGCUUCGCGUAUUGGACGUGGGGUGCGGUGGAGGGAUCUUGUCCGAGUCGAUGGCCAGAUUGAGCUUCGUGGAGAGCGUGUUGGGUAUUGACUUGUCCAGCGAUGUGCUAGAGGCCGCCAAGUUGCACAAGGGCAAAGAUCCUAUAUUGGGGGACGAAAAGCUCUCGUACCAGCUUACGGCUAUUGAAGACCUUGAUGCUUCUAAGAAAUACGAUAUAGUCACUAUGUUUGAAAUGCUCGAACACGUUGAUUACCCUGCUAAGGUGUUGAGCGAGGCAUUGAAAAGAGUAGAGGUCGGAGGAUGGGUAUUCAUAUCUACCAUCAACAGAGACUUCGUCAGCUGGUUCACCACCAUCUUCAUGGGCGAGCAUAUGUUGAGAAUUGUUCCAGUGGGGACCCACACCCUCGAGAAGUACAUCAAUCAGCAUGAAAUACGGGAAUGGAUCGAAACCAACCAAGAUGUCCGCGACUCGUUCAAGGUGGUCGAUGCCAAGGGAUGCGUAUACUUGCCAGCCUACGGCUGGAAGUUCACCAACAGUCCAGAUGUGGGCAAUUACUUCAUGGCCAUUCAAAGAACUCUGUAA